ACACACAAUUGAGUUUAAUUGUGCGCCUAAGUUUGAGUUCAAUGUUUGCUUCCAGGAAAAAUCAAAUUCAUGGGAAACCAGGCUUGAUUUGGCUGCAAAUAGGAGGCAGCAGAGCGGAGCGGCCGCUGUUCCACAGCCGUCUUCCUGUUUCAAAGUUCCCACGGAAAGCGAAGGACCACCCAGCGGCGCAGAGCGCGGCUCCCAUUAGCCGCACGCAGCUCAUUUGCAUUAACGUCAGUAAAGGCUGUAGGUCAAUCCUUGCGGGUGCUUUUAUUGGAUGUGCCGCUGUCAAGCAGUGCUGAAGAAUUGGAAGGGCAAACGCCAGAGAAGGCAGAGAAAAGACAAACAUGGAAUUCGCGUGAAUGUAGCUGGAUUCCGCCUUCCAGCCCCGCUCGCGUCCGCCUUCUCCUUCUCCGCCUUUAGAUCUCAAACUUGUGGACACGGAGCGGUCUUUUUUUUUUCAUUCUUUUUUUGGAUUCCCCCCUCCCUCCCUCCUUCUCUCCGUGCGUCUUUCUCAAGCAAUUGCAUUCUCCCGAGGUGGUACCUUGACACAAACUGACAGCCUCCACCCCCCCCCCCCCCCCUUUACUUCCAGAUUAGGGGGAAAUAGCUGAACCUGAAGUGUCGCCGGCUGCACCCGGGCUCAGACCUCCUGUACUGGCCGGAUCAUCCUCUGCCGGGCAGUGGAUUUCUGAAUGGAGCCUCCAGGAUCCCCGCGCGUCUUGGACUGCUGAUUUGGAGCGGUUAGAUGGAGCGUUCCGUCUGGCUUCGUGGCAUUGCGCUUCAGCACGGCUGUCUGACAUGGGAGCGACUGACCAGAAUAACACUCCGCAGUGUGAAUAUUUCAGCCUGUUGAUGAUGAUCCGCUCAGGACUGGAGCAAAGUGUCGUGAGAAUCGGUUUGUGGGCCGCGUCUUGAGCGUCACUGGAGCAUUUGGACAUUUAGAGGACUGAGAAGGCUCACCGGAUCCCGGUUGAUGGCUCCGAGGAGCGGCUGCACUUGAGAGCUGGGAGGAAGCAGAUGGAGAAAACUCAAGCUUGGGACUGCAUGGUGUGUUUUUGGCCUACUUGGUAACAGUGAAGUGCAGAGAAAAUGGUGAUGUGGUACGAAGAGGAGCCGGAGUGAAGGAUACAAAUGUGGAUUUGAGACGUGCAGGAACAACGGGACUUUUCCAGGACAAGACAGCUGCUUUGAAUAAAGAUCUCCAAUUAAGUUCAUGUGAAAGGCAGAGGGAGGAAAUCAGCUUCCUGGUCGUGGGGUGGGUGGGGGGGUUAGAUAGAUAUAUAUUAUUCAUGCCUUGUGUUAGAUUGGAGAUCCGGCUUUGCUGUGGCCUAGAUAAUAGUCACUUUCAUGUGUUCAUCCAUAGAUUUUUGGAAAGAAUAAACCUCAAGAGGAAGAGUGGACCUUCAACAUACACAGAGGGCGAAUGACACUCUUGUGAAGCACUUGGCAAAAAGGAAAAAAAAAAAAGGCUGAAGUGGGCUGAAGCAUGGGCUGUGCUUCAAGUAUUCAUAUCUCUGAUAGGGUGGUCUACCAUGGAAAAGAGUCUGAGGAUUCCCACUCACCCCAGCAGACUAAUGCCACUCAGCAUCAAGGAAAUCCUGCCUCUGGACUACCCCUGAAACCCCCCAGCUGCAAGACCACAUUAACAGAGGUGCAAUUUGGACCAAUGAAGUUAUUUAAAGAUCCACUUCAGGUACUUUUAGUUUUUGCCAAAGAGGAUAGUCAGAGUAAUGGCUUCUGCCGCGCGUGUGAGAAGGCCAACUACAGGUGCAAGAUGGCACGAACACCCGAGUCGGCUCUCGAAUGCUUCUCAGAGAAGCAUCAUGACCUUGUCAUCAUUGACCACAGACAUUCCAGACACUUUGACGCUGAAGCACUGUGCCGGUCAAUGAGAGCGGUCAACUCUUCAGAAAACACUGUGAUAGUCGCCGUUGUGAAAAGGCCAGACAGAGAGGAAGCCUCUGUGAUGCCGCUGAUCAAUGCUGGGUUUAAUAGGAGAUAUGUAGAAAAUGCCAACAUGAUGGCCUGCUACAAUGAGCUGCUACAGUUAGAGCAUGGAGAAGUGCUGGCACAGUUUAAACUGAGGGCUGGCAACGCCAUUUUCACAGCGCUGGAACAAAGCCAAGACGCCAUAGAGAUCACUUCUGAAGAUCAAGUCAUUCAGUAUGUGAAUCCUGCCUACGAGUCCAUAAUGGGCUACCAACAAAGCGAGUUAAUAGGGAAAGAAAUAAUAGAAGUGCCUAAAAGUGAGAAGAAUAAGCCUGAUCUCCUUGAAACAAUAAACUCCUGUAUACUAAAAGGAAAGGAGUGGCAGGGGAUUUAUUAUGCCAAAAAGAAGAAUGGAGACAGCGUUCAACAAAAUGUGAAGAUCACACCUGUAAUUGGACAGGGGGGAAAAAUUAGACACUAUGUGUCUAUCAACAGGCCUUUAAAUGAUAAUAAUAAGAGCGAUAAAUCCAGUGAGCGCGUGCAAGCAGAGUCUCAAACAGACAUACAAUCCAGUAAGCACAAAGACCGAAGGAAAGGCUCUCUGGACGUCAGAUCCACAACAUCUCGGGGGAGCGAUGGAAGCUCACAAAGAAGACACUCCUCCAUGGCCCGAAUUCACUCCAUGACUAUAGAGGCUCCAAUCACCAAGGUAAUAAACAUCAUUAAUGCAGCGCAGGAAAGCAGUCCAAUGCCUGUGGCAGAGGCUUUGGAUCGGGUCCUGGAGAUCCUGAGGACAACAGAGCUCUACUCCCCACAGCUAGGCACCAAGGAUGAAGAUCCCCACACAAAUGACCUUGUGGGGGGGCUGAUGACAGAUGGUUUACGCAGACUGUCAGGAAAUGAGUACAUCCUCUCCACAAAGCAACCUCACCACCUCCCCAGUCACCUGACGACCCCUCUGUCAUUAAAUGACAUCCCGCCUCGCAUUGCACAGACCAUGGAGAACGAAGACUCCUGGGACUUUGAUGUCUUUACCUUAGAGGCUGCCACCAUGAAGCGGCCUCUGACCUACUUGGGCCUGAAGAUUUUCUCUCGUUUUGGAGUCUGUGAGUUCCUAAACUGCCCUGAAGCCACUUUGCGCUCCUGGUUACAAGUGAUUGAAGCAAACUACCACUCCAGUAACUCGUACCACAACUCCAGCCAUGCGGCUGAUGUGUUGCAUGCAACUGCCUAUUUUCUCUGCAAGGAAAGAGUCAAGCAAAGUUUGGAUCCCAUUGAUGAGGUGGCUGCCCUGAUUGCUGCCACCGUUCACGAUGUUGACCACCCAGGCCGCACCAACAGCUUCCUCUGUAACGCAGGAAGCGAGCUGGCCAUCCUCUACAAUGACACGGCUGUUCUAGAAAGCCACCACGCUGCACUGGCCUUCCAGAUCACCACAAGAGAUGACAAGUGUAACAUCUUUAAAAACAUAGAAAGGAACGAAUACCGAACACUGCGACAGGCCAUCAUAGACAUGGUGCUCGCCACUGAGAUGACCAAACACUUUGAACACGUCAACAAAUUUGUGAACAGCAUCAACAAACCGCUGGCUGCUCUGGAGGAGAACGGGAGCAACAAUGACGAGGAAUCUGUCAAAAGUAUUCUGACGUCCCCGGAGAAUCGAAUCCUCGUCAAGCGGAUGCUGAUUAAAUGUGCCGAUAUCUCUAAUCCAUGCAGGCCUCAAGAGCUCUGUAUAGAAUGGGCCGGACGCAUCUCAGAGGAGUAUUUUGCACAGACGGAUGAGGAGAAGAGGCAAGGUCUGCCAGUGGUUAUGCCUGUGUUUGACAGGAACACAUGUAGCAUCCCAAAGUCCCAGAUUUCCUUUAUAGACUACUUCAUAACGGACAUGUUUGAUGCAUGGGAUGCUUUCGCAGACCUCCCUAAUCUUAUGCAGCAUUUGGACAAUAACUUCAAGUACUGGAAAGGCCUGGAUGAGCGGAAGCUGCACAGCCUGAGACCACCACCGGAGUAAGGGGCUGCAGUGUUUGCCCCCCCCCCAACACUCUGCCGUUCGAGGCAGACCCCCUAUCUCCAGCUGGGCCAAUUCUUUUGCUGCCAGCCCAGCCAGCCACAGGGCCUCCUCGCCUUCAAUCCUCCUGCCUCUGUAGCACGCAAAGCGUCCGCAUGUCCAUCCGUACAGAAACCACAGACGGACUUCCUGAUGCAGCACUAAAGCUGCUGGCUUUACAAGCCCGCCAGAUGAGAACUGUGACAAACAGACACAGAUGUGUAGAAUCCUUAUGAACCUCUCAUGCCUCUCGGGCAUUCGCAGUGUAGCUGGUAAAGUGACAUAACUGGGAAAAAAAAAAGGUCUUCACCGGUGUCUUGGCAAAGCAUCCAUCCUAUGGUUACCACGGAGGCACUCCUGUCUACCUUUGAAGUUGCUGUUAGCGUAAAAACUGCUUGUUUACAGAAGGAGCGGCUGAGUGCGUAUUCUGCAUAUGAAGGUGUCCGGUCCACGCCAGGCCAUGUAGUCACUUUUGACCUCCACCAAUCAGCUCCCAGCAAGACAGGACUACUCCUAUAAGUCCUGGAGGCAACGCCAUGAAAGAACACUCCACUGCUUUCCUUUUGUUUGUUUCUUUGUUUUCAGGCAAUAUCUUCAUAUGUCCUUCCGACACACAUCCACGCUGAUGCAUAUCUUUCACACUCGACGUGAGGGGAGAUCCUUAAUGGGUCGGGUGGGGAGGGACUUUUGUUCUAGUCCACUGCAAAGAGACAAAAAAAAAACCUCAAAACCUUGAUUAUAGGUGUUUAAUUACAUUGAAUUUGGUAAAUUAAUUUUUCUUAGAUAUUCCAUAUUUUCUAUAUCGAAAUACACAGAUUAAUUAGUUGAUUUAAAAGAAUAAACAUGCAAAAAAAAAAAAAGCCAAAGCUGAUGAACAAAAAUACAACUAUAACUCUCAAAAUUCAAAAUUGUUCCUCAUACAGAGCAUUAUAAAACAUUUUUAUUUUCUUAUCAAGAAUCCAGUACCAGUUUAAAUGAAAACUUUUGUAUUGCACUGUAAACAAUAUUAGAAAUGUCUACGUCUCAUUGAUUUGUCCAGGGAUGGGAUGUUGCAUUGGAGAAUAAGCUGUUAUUGUUGAUCAUCAGGAGAUUGCGUGCAUGUGCGAAUGUGUGGGAGUGUUUUGGUUGCUGGUGUGAGUGUGUGGGUGUACUCAUUGUUGCAACAAUCCCUUGCUCUUGGUUUAAUGCUGUAAUUCGCUUGACAUUUGACAACAGCAGAAAUAUGUGAAAACAUUUUGGACUUGAAAAGUUUUUUCUCCUAGAAAUUUUUGUAUCUGGUUUAUCCUACUGAAAAAGACUGCCUUAUUUUAUACAAUAUUUAUACAGUACAUCCCACUGUGCAACUGCAGCAGACAUCUGGAGUUUUUCUUAUAACAUAGUUUGAAGAUUAUGUUCAAUUAAAUCUCAAUAUUUUUAUAGACAAUGAAUUUUACACUGGAUUUGCAUCAGAUAAUAUCAACCAUUAUAGCUUUCACAAUUCCUGUGAAUAAAAAAAGUCACACAGUGUGUAUACAGAAGGUUAAUGGGAAAGCUAGAUGUGGAUUGCAGCGUUGUCUAUCACUGUCUUAAGCAGUCUCCUAGAGGCCAGCUUACAUUGAUUUUUGAUCAAACAUUCUCUAUUGCCCACUUGUACAACAUCCUUAUGCAAAGAUCCAGGAAAAAGCUUUUUUGUCUCUCCUCAAGGCUGUAUUCAGAUUAGAAUACUAAUAUAUGUUAAAGAUUGUUGCUUAUUAAGAAUAUUUCCUCUUUAAACAGUAUAUAAAUGCCAUAACAGCUAAGCAAGUGAUGGUUAAUAAGCUGCAUUGACCAUGCUUAUCUUUAUUUCUCUCUUUCUGAAAGAAUUGUACACUCAGUCUGGGGGAUUUGUUUGUUCCUUCUGAUUCACACUUUGGUUGGAAGGCACGAAGAAAAAAAAUAGAAACUAUUCAAUAAAAAAAUAAAAUCUCAACUUUA
This is a messenger RNA of Oryzias latipes (Japanese medaka), 5932 nucleotides long. RefSeq names its product phosphodiesterase 8A (gene pde8a). Gene Ontology annotation, molecular function: 3',5'-cyclic-nucleotide phosphodiesterase activity. The record is from RefSeq and is a predicted model, not a curated record. NCBI's taxonomy places the organism in Eukaryota, Metazoa, Chordata, Actinopteri, Beloniformes, Adrianichthyidae. Gene Ontology annotation, biological process: signal transduction; regulation of DNA-templated transcription.